AUGUCGGCAGUUCUUCCUUCCAUCAACAUAGAUGUCAACUAUGCUGACCUGAAGACCAAGAUUCGGUCGUUCAUGACUGAAUAUAAGACUACAACAAAUACUAAUGAUAUGGAACUUGAUGACACUCCAAGAGUCAAAUACAUGGACAUACUGACCAAAGUGGCUAACCGUCAGGAAUCGACCAUUUUUAUAGAGCUAGAUGAUAUCAAGGAUUUUGAGUCUCAGCAAGAUAAUGGAUACGAUGAGCCCACCCAACAGUCUACCGAUUCUAAGAAAAUACCUCUGCUCGAUGAGAUUUGCAAAAACUCUGCCCAUUAUGUUGAAUUGUUCUCACAAAUAGUCGACGAACUUAUGCCUCAACCAACUAUCGAUGUCUCUUACAAAGAUGAAGUUCUGGAUAUUCUUCUUCAACAACGUCGCUUGAGAAACGAAAAAGCUCGUCAGGAACACAUGGCAGAUCCGAACUCUGGUCUACUAGCACCAGAGGCAUCUGAAGAUAUGUUUCCUCCACAGCUCGUGAGAAGAUAUUCACUUUAUUUCAAGCCAUUGACUGAUGUAUACAAAGGAAAUGGAAAGGCACUAUCUGUUAGAGAGAUCAGGGGUCAGCAUUUGGGACAUUUGAUCACAAUUCGAGGUAUUGUCACCAGAGUGUCAGACGUCAAACCAUCUGUCCAAGUCAAUGCAUACACAUGCGAUAAAUGUGGUAAUGAAGUUUUCCAAGAGGUCAAGGCAAAACAAUUUGCUCCUUUGGUUGAGUGCCCCUCUGCAGAAUGUAAAGAAAACGAUUCUAAGGGCCAUCUGUUUAUGUCGAGCAGAGCAUCGAAAUUUCUCCCAUUUCAAGAUGUCCGUAUACAAGAGCUUUCUGAACAAGUUCCCAUUGGUCAUAUUCCACGAUCAUUAAGCUGCCAUCUGAAUGGUGAGUUGGUCCGAACGGUCAAUCCCGGUGAUAUUGUAGAUAUUGCUGGUAUAUUUUUGCCUACCCCUUACACAGGCUUCAAGGCGAUCCGAGCUGGCCUUUUGACUGAUACUUAUUUGGAAGCACAGUAUGUCACUCAGCAUAAGAAACAAUAUGAUCGUCAAGAACUUGACCCUCAAGUUUUGUCGAAAAUUGAACGUCUCCGAGGCGAAGGAAACAUUUAUGAACGCUUGGCCCAAUCUAUCGCUCCUGAGAUCUUCGGUCAUUUGGAUGUUAAAAAGGCACUCCUUCUUCUACUGAUUGGAGGUGUGACAAAGGAGCUUGGAGACGGUAUGAGAAUUCGUGGUGACAUCAACAUCUGCUUGAUGGGAGACCCUGGUGUCGCAAAAUCGCAAUUAUUAAAGUAUAUCACUAAAGUCGCCCCAAGAGGUGUUUACACGACAGGUCGUGGUUCUUCUGGUGUGGGUCUAACGGCCGCUGUGAUGAGAGAUCCAGUUACAGAUGAAAUGGUUCUUGAAGGUGGUGCUCUUGUGUUGGCUGAUAACGGUAUUUGCUGUAUUGAUGAAUUUGACAAAAUGGAUGAUACCGAUAGAACGGCUAUCCAUGAAGUUAUGGAACAACAGACAAUCUCUAUCUCAAAAGCAGGAAUGUCAACAACUUUAAAUGCUCGUACAUCAAUCCUCGCAGCUGCCAAUCCUCUUUAUGGACGUUAUAAUCCCAAACUUUCGCCUGUGGAGAACAUUAAUCUGCCAGCGGCGUUGUUAUCUCGUUUCGAUCUUCUCUUUUUGAUUCUCGAUAAACCUGACAGACAAAACGAUGAGCGAUUAGCAAACCACGUUGCAUAUGUACACAUGCACAGUCAUCAUCCUGCUAUGGAUUUUGAAGCCCUUGAUCCUGCCACUAUUCGUCAAUACAUUGGCUUGGCUCGUCAAUACCGACCCGUGGUCCCUAGUGAGAUCUCCGAUUUUGUAGUAAGUUCGUAUGUUCAAAUGCGUCAAAAGCAAAGCCAAGACCAGAACUCAAAGAAACAGUUUUCACAUGUUACGCCUCGUACUCUAUUAGGUAUUUUGCGUAUGGCACAAGCGCUUGCCAGAUUACGAUUUGACAACAAAGUUAUUGCUAGUGAUGUAGACGAAGCGCUUAGAUUGAGCGAUGCAUGCAAGAAGUCACUUAUGGAUAAUGGUAACAAUGGAGACUUCCUUGACGAAUCUCCCACAUCCAGAAUUUAUAACAUCGUUCGUCAAAUGGCCAACGGUGAUGGCUCAAGGUUUAGAGCAACUUGGCCCAUCAGUGUUAUUAGAGAUCGUGUAAUUGCCAAGGGUUUCACAGAUGACCAAUUGGCAGAGUGCAUCGAAGAGUAUAGCAUGCUCGGCGUAUGGCAAACUCUUGAAAAUGGAACCAAGCUGUCAUUUAUCGGAGAAGACGAUGACAUGCUGGACGACGAAGACGAAUAA
Messenger RNA from Sugiyamaella lignohabitans, 2370 nucleotides. RefSeq names its product mini-chromosome maintenance complex protein 7 (gene MCM7). The record is from RefSeq and is a predicted model, not a curated record. Gene Ontology annotation, cellular component: nucleus; MCM complex. The transcript has a single exon. Gene Ontology annotation, molecular function: ATP binding; single-stranded DNA binding; single-stranded DNA helicase activity. NCBI's taxonomy places the organism in Eukaryota, Fungi, Ascomycota, Dipodascomycetes, Dipodascales, Trichomonascaceae. Bases 1 to 2370 code for a protein of 789 amino acids. Gene Ontology annotation, biological process: DNA strand elongation involved in DNA replication; double-strand break repair via break-induced replication; DNA replication.